This is a messenger RNA of Phaeodactylum tricornutum CCAP 1055/1, 1826 nucleotides long. RefSeq lists its product with no specific name. The transcript has a single exon. The record is from RefSeq and is a predicted model, not a curated record. NCBI's taxonomy places the organism in Eukaryota, Bacillariophyta, Bacillariophyceae, Surirellales, Neidiaceae. The coding region runs from base 240 to 1649 and encodes 469 amino acids.
CUCGGAGCGCGUGCUUGGACUUAUAGAAAUCCAACGUAUCCGACAGCCAUGUUCAACAAAAAGACCGCUUUCGUGAUAUAUCACGCGAGGCUUAAAGGAAACUUUGGAUAGUGCCCUGGGCAUGAUUUCAGGAGUGGCUUCACAGUCAAACCGCUAUACAGUUCCAACGCCGAUCUACCACAUUUUUCUCCCCGAAGACAAGUAGGUGAAAACGUGCUACCUGCCGAAGUAAAGCUACAAUGAACGCUUUGCUUCGGAGUAGUCGCCUAAACGAAGACCAUGGUACAAGCGAUCCCCCGUCGAAGACUCGGAGUCUAAGGGAAGCGUUGUCCAUUGGCAGCAGUAGUAGUCAUCACGGCCGCCGUAAUAUUUUAUCCUUUAGCCGGCAUGGCAAGAAAGGCAAGGCAUUUGAUCAGUUCGAAGACAACAACGAUGGCGAUGAUGACGAUGCUGUGGGACUGAUGGAGGAAAGUCAUAUAGAAUUCGGUGAGGAUUCCUUGGAAGGCACCACCGCCGACUGGCUGCAAUGCGAUUACAGAUUGCAAAGCCGAGAAAACUUAGACAAGCGUCUCUUUCCUGACAAUAACUUACCACAACAACUCGACUUUCCCGACAAUAUCAAGGUAGAGAAGAGAUCAAUCACAAAAAAAAUCCUUAGACGGGUUCGUCGAUCGAAAACAAACGGGGAGGCCGAAUCUGAUGAUCCAGGCGAAGGAGAAAAGUCUUUGGAGACUACGUCUCCUGGUACAGAAGAAAAAUGGGACCAUUCACCCCGACGAAAGCUCUUCUUCAAUCUAAGACCCAAGAACGCGAAGGCCAUUCUUUUGGAUUCAUGUGGAAACUUCAGCUUUGAUUUUUGCGAGGAAGAUCUCGCCGGGCAGGAUGAUGCCGCUGACGAGCACGUCAGCGAUUCGGAAAAUGAUGAAUCCGACGAGAACUCCAACACCUAUUCAGAAACUAGUGACACGGAGCACGAUGAUAGCAAAGAUCGUCCGGGUUCUAUUAGGGAGAGGCGAAAUGCUACCGAUGAAGCAGAUCCUACCACCGAUGUCAAAGGUACAAUUAUUUCGGGAAAGCCGAGUCUCGCCAAACAGCGUCGAAAGUCAACCCGAUCCCGGAAUGUCGACACUGAAAGGCAAGUAGUAAGCAAUGAGAUGCGAAGAAGUCGUCAAAGGCGCUUCAAAACGACGAGUACGACGGAGGGAAAUCCUCGGAAUUUGAAAUCGGAAAACGAAAAAAAGAAUGCGACUUUCGAGGGACCAGACGAAAAUCUCGCUUUAGCGAGCGUUGAAACGCAUUUGGCAAAUGAGGAGGAAUCGAUCCAUUCUUCAGACUUGUGUGGUGGCCGUCCAAGGACGCAAGGCUCCCGAAGAUUUACACCAGUCCGAUGCAAGCCAACCGGUGCGAAUGAUACUCGUCGGUCUAAGCCUGUUCGAGCUUCAACUCGCCGGCGUACGCUACCUCCAAAGCCUGACCGAGGCUUCCCCAGACCUGCUGCCGCAGACAACACUGGAGAAAAUGGGGGCCUAAAGCAAAAUGAUUCUCGCGGCGUCACGGAUGGAAACGUCAAUUGGAUUGGCGAGGGCGAAAAAUCAGGUGAAGACAGGCAUCUGGAACUUGACAUUGUGGCGCUAACAACAUCGGAGUAGGAUUAUACAUCUGAACUCUGGUAUUCACCAUUGGAUGCGAACUCGCGCAUUUGACGACACCGAGAAAUUAUGUUUAAUUCCGCGAUUUUGCAACACAAUAUCAUCACUUUUUUAUCACCUUUGGUUGCUACAACCAGAAGUUUUGCAAAAAAGGUAGAUUGUCAGGUGACCUCAUUA